UCACCUCAAUGGAUAGGAGAGAGUGAUUCCGAUUUCUCUGUUUUCCAAAUAAGUGUGAGCUAAACGUUUCGUCAUCUUUGUUUUGCUGCUUUUCCAGCACGGAGGCGGACGUUCUGUCUGAUUUCCGCUUCCUGCGAACACCGUGACGUACUCGGCGGCGGCGACGUGCUCGCUCGCUCGCUGCCUGCCUGGCGGCCAUUAACGCGCGUCCACGCGGCGGAGGUAGCGGAAAGGACGGCCAGCCGAGCCUCCUGUUCGCGGAAACAUGGAGCGAGGCUUAGGGGGGCUGCCGCAGCCCUCCAAGCCGGUCAGCAUCUCGACCAACCGGCCCGUUCAUAUGAACUUGUUCGCCACCUGGGAAGUGGACCGCUCCUCACCCAGCUGCGUGCCCAGGCUCUUCAGCUUGACCUUGAAGAAACUGGUCCUGCUCAAGGAGCUGGACAAAGACCUCACCUCGGUCGUCGUCGCCGUCAAGCUGCAAGGUUCCAAGCGGAUCCUUCGCUCCAACGAGAUUGUCCUGUCGUCGACAGGCCUGACAGAAACCGACCUCCAGCUCACCUUCUCCCUGCAGUACCCUCACUUCUUGAAGAGGGAUGCCAACAAGCUGCAGAUCAUGCUCCAGCGCCGAAAGCGCUACAAGAACCGGACAAUCCUGGGCUACAAGACGUUGGCUCUGGGUCUCAUCAACAUGGCAGAGGUGAUGCAACACCCCAGCGAGGGCGCUCAGGUUCUAGGUCUUCACAGCCAACUGAAAGAUGCUUCACUGCCCGUGGCUGAGAUGCGCGUCUACUCGCUGUCCAGCCAGCCCAUCGACCACGAGGGACCCAAGGCCAAGAUGUCCGACCGAUCCCCAGACGUAGACAACUACUCGGAGGAAGAAGAAGAGAGCUACUCGUCUGAACAAGAGGGAAGUGAUGAUCCCGUCCACGGACAAUACCUGUAUGACGAAGAAGAGGAAGUAAGGAAGAAGAAACCAAGGCGGAAGCUACCAUCUAACGCCGCCAUCACUAGGCAGCCAAACAUCAAGCAGAAGUUCGUGGCCUUGUUGAAGAGAUUCAAAGUCACCGAUGAGGUGGGCUUCGGUCUGGAGCACGUGUCCAGAGAGCAGAUCCAGGAGGUGGAAGAGGACCUGGAUGAGCUCUACGAUAGCCUGGAGAUGUACAACCCUAGCGACAGCGGGCCCGACAUGGAGGAGACCGACAGCAUCGUGAGCACACCCAAACCCAAACUCAGGCCCUUCUUCGAGGGGAUGUCUCAGUCCAGCUCCCAGACGGAGAUCGGAAGUCUUAACAGCAAGGGCAGUUUGGGCCGGGAUACUCUGAGCCCGGGAGAGCCGCCUCCUGGCGACAAGAUGAAAACCUCCCGGAGUCGUGUCCUGGACGAGGCGGCGCUUUUGGAGAGCGACGUGCUGGAGGGUGCUGACCUGGAACUGCUGGCGGCCGCCGCCCCCUGCAUCACUGUCUCUGUGGUGGAGAAACCCCGUACGCCCAUGAAGAGCGGCAAAAGCGAAGGGCAGACGGCGCCGUCGCCACGGUUGGACGGCGGCCACACCCCUUCCCGGCAGAAGCGUGUCGGAGGCACGCCUAUCAAAUCCAAGGCGCCGAGCGAGCGAGCCAACAGUUCCGACUCCGAGAGGUCGCCCGAGCUGGCGCACGGAACGCCGGUGCUGCGUAAGGCAGCGUAUGACCAGCUCAACCUCAUCCUCUCGACCGACUCGGCCCUUCCGGAAAGCCUCAUCCUGGUUGGUGGCGGCGACUGGCAGGGGCAGUACGUGCUAGAGCAGCUGCAGUUGCACAAGCAGCCGGUGGUAUGCACGUGCUCACCGGCGGAGAUCCAAGCCGUCCUCUCCGCUGUCCUCACGCGCAUCCAGAAGUUCUGCAACUGUAACGCGUCCAUGCCGCGCGCGGUGAAGGUGGCAGCCGUGGGUGGACAAAGUUACUUGGCCGCCAUCUUGCAAUUUUUUGUAACGCAGCUAGCCAACAAGACGUCAGAUUGGCUCAACCACAUGCGCUUCCUGGUGAUCCCUCUGGGAUCCCAUCCCGUGGCCAAGCACCUAGGUGCCCUGGACAAUCGCUACAGCUCCUCCUUCCUGGACGGCGCUUGGCGAGAAGUCUUCAGUCGCGCCGAGCCUCCUCCCGCAGGCUCCCCAGACCAACUGGACGUGGCUGGGAGGAUUGCACAGUACAUCAACGGGGCCACACUAGCUCACCAACUUCCCAUUGCCGAGGCCAUGUUGACCUGCAAACACAGGACGCGAGAGGAAGACUCUUACCAGAAGUUUAUUCCCUUCAUUGGGGUAGUCAAAGUGGGCGUGAUAGAGUCCGGACCCUCGCUAACUGGAGAUGCGGAGGAGCCCGUCGCUGCGAGUUUAGCCGUCCCUUCCUCGUCCCCUCCUUCCCACGGCUCGCCCGCAGGAACGAUCAAGGAGGCGGCCACUCCACCUUCGUCACCUUCCGUAGGAAGCGUCACCGCGCAGGGGAGUCCAGGCGUGUCGCACGGGGUGGACGCCAUCGGUCUGCAGGUGGACUACUGGCUGGCGUCACUAGCUGAAAAGAAGCGAGAGGGCGAGCGUCGCGACACGGCCUGCAAGAACACGCUGAAGAGCGCCUUCCGCUCGCUGCAGGUCAGCAGGCUGCCCAGCGGGGGCGCCGGCGCGGGGGGCGAGCCUCAUGGCAUCCAUGUCAGCACCAUGGCCAUGACGGUGGUCACCAAAGAGAAGAACAAGAAAGUGGCCACCAUCUUCCUUGGAAAGAAGCCCAGAGAGAAGGAGUUGGACUCUAAAAGUCAGGUGAUUGAAGGCAUCAGUCGCCUCAUCUGCUCGGCCAAGCAGCAGCAGACCAUCCUGAAAGUGUCCGUGGACGGCGUGGAGUGGAACGACGUCAAGUUCUUCCAGCUGGCUGCUCAGUGGCCCACUCACGUCAAAUACCUUCCCGUGGGACUUUUCGGCUACACAAAGCCCCCAACCUAAUCGACGCCACCUCCGUGCUACACACGUCGCGCUAAUAUGCAAUCCGGGCCGCCUGUCGCGUUCCUUCUCACGCUUUCCGCAUCGCAGUAGAAGCCCCUCGUUGUCAAAGACGUGACGUAAUCGUGUACCCCCUCACACUCGUCAAAUCAAAAAGCUUGAAUCGCCUUCCGACGCCGUGACAUGGCUUCUCUUAGAUGGCGUGUCACGCAAGGUGGUCGAGUUGUUGGAUUGUCAGCCAUUGUGAUGUCAAAGUGCCCUUAAGCUAAGAAAUUGGGAUCAUGUGACUAGCAAAGCAUGCAGUUUUAACAACAACCAAUCAGUUACUUCUCUGAAAGUUACUUUCUGUGUGUAAGAAUGUAUCUUCCGUGGUACACACCAGUUUGCCACGCCACAACAUAGCACCUGUGUUCCUAUGGCUAAUAUUGUCCAAAUUGAGGACGCCAAACAUGAAAAAAAAAACCUCCUCUAUAAAUGUCUGUGAGCCCGGGAGGGUAAAUUCAUACAAAACAAUGAAAAAGGGGAAGUAGAUGAUGUCUUUGUGUGCGUUUCCGUGGUGCUACAACGUCUUGUGCGCGUGAACUCAAGUCCUGUCGUUGCAUAGCUAGGAAACGUUUGGGGGACCGUUAGGGACAUAAUUCAGGAUUACCUUUCACACACACUACUGAAACGUUUUCUGCGUACACAUACACCUGAAACGCUCGCACGUAUCCAUGUGAGACGCUCGGACGCAUACAUGUGAAACAUUUUUUGCGAGACAUGCGAGACGCUCGCACACAUACAUGUGAAAUGCUCGCACGUACUGCAUACAUGAGACGUGUGAAACACGCACAUGUGAAAUCCGCCCAUGUGUAUAUGUGGGAUGCUUGCACACAUACAUGUGAGACGCUCGCACGCAUACAUGUGAAAUGCUCGCACGUAUACAUGAGACGCACAUAUGUGUGUGAAACAUUUCUUGCGCAUGUACACAUGUGAAUGGGCGCGCCGUUCACGUUUCACACAUAUGCGUGCGUCUCAUGUAUAUAUGCGAGCAUUUCUCAUGUUUGUGUGCGAGCGUCUCACAUGUAUGCGUGUGCAAAAAAUGUUUGACAUGUAUGCGUUCAAGUGUCUCAUGUAUGCGUGCGAGCGUCUCACAUGUAUAUGCACGAAAAUUUCACCUGUGCGUGCAAGCAUUUUACAUGUAUAGGUGUGAGCGUCUCGCAUGUAUGCAUGCGAGCGUCUCACAAUUGCUAUGCGAGCGUCUCACAUGUAUACGUGCGAGCAUCUCACAUGUAUGCCUGCGCAACAAAUGUAUGCAUGCAAGCGUCUCACGUGUAUACAUGCAAGCGUCUCACAUGUAUGCGUGCGAGCGUCUCAUAUGUAUACAUGCGAGCGUCUCACAUGUAUGUGUGCGCCGAAAAUGUUUCACACGUAUGCGUGCGAGCGUCUAACAUGUAUAGGUGCGAAGAUUUCACAUGUAUGCGUGAUCAGACAAGGUUUCACUAGUGUGUGCGAGAACGUUUGACUAGUGUAUGUGUGUCCCUAACGGCCCCCAUAGAAACGGGCUCCAUCCGGGUCUUCGUCGUGAUGUGGCGUGGCGUAGCGUGGGGAGAGGUGUUUAGCACAUGUGCUGUUGUCUCUUCCAUUUUGCCUCUAACAGUAAUAAGAAGAAGUAAUAAUAAUGCUUGUAAAUAUUGUAUGUGACAUUGUUUGAUGUUUUGUAGUACUGCUUUUUCAUGGUUGCCUUUAUUUGUCAGUCGAACAGAAUUGAGUGGAACGUGCUUGUUUUGUUUUGUUCAAUCAAAAAGGUGGCACGUGGAUACUGUGAGUGUAUUUGUACACCUUACCAAGACACACAUGCAUCAUUUAUAUUAAAAUGUAUACAUGGAAAAA
Corythoichthys intestinalis (scribbled pipefish) is the source of this 4837-nucleotide messenger RNA. RefSeq names its product phosphofurin acidic cluster sorting protein 1-like. Gene Ontology annotation, molecular function: transmembrane transporter binding. Gene Ontology annotation, biological process: protein localization to plasma membrane. The coding region runs from base 266 to 2968 and encodes 900 amino acids. Lineage: Eukaryota; Metazoa; Chordata; Actinopteri; Syngnathiformes; Syngnathidae. The record is from RefSeq and is a predicted model, not a curated record. The transcript has 24 exons.